This is a messenger RNA of Polychytrium aggregatum, 718 nucleotides long. Its product is annotated as ESCRT-II complex subunit-domain-containing protein. Gene Ontology annotation, molecular function: protein homodimerization activity; structural molecule activity. Bases 77 to 637 code for a protein of 186 amino acids. The record is from RefSeq and is a predicted model, not a curated record. Lineage: Eukaryota; Fungi; Chytridiomycota; Chytridiomycetes; Polychytriales. Gene Ontology annotation, biological process: protein transport to vacuole involved in ubiquitin-dependent protein catabolic process via the multivesicular body sorting pathway. Gene Ontology annotation, cellular component: ESCRT II complex. The transcript has 4 exons.
GCCUUGGGCUUCGGCCUUGGGCUCGGUCUCGGUUUCGUCUCGGUUUCGUCCGGAUCACAUCGCACCCUGGACUGCCAUGGCCGCUGCAUUCAGCUUCCCGGAAAUCCAUGACUUUCCGCCGUUCUACACCCGCCAGCCCAACCUCGACACCUGGGGCAAGCAACGCCAGCUCUGGUGCGAUCUAGUCCUGCUGUAUUUCCAAUCCUCCAAGCUUGCCGUCCUGGAUAUCACCGAAUUCACAUCGCCCCGGCCCGGAAACGCAAAGGCCGAGCUCUUCCACAACCAGCGUUUGAAGCGGUCGCUGAAGCGCGAAACCAUCAUCGAGAUCAUCGAUCAUCUCGUCGAAUCUGGCAACGCCGAGUGGGACAACCCGAAGAAGAAGGAGCGCUGCAUCGUCUUUUGGAGGAAACCCGAGGAAUGGGCCUCCUUGAUAUACAAAUGGGCAUUUGAAACCGGCCAAACCAACUCGGUAUGCACCCUCUACGAAAUCCUCCAUGGCGACCAUGCAGCAGGACAAGAGUUCUUUGGCCUCGACGAGCUCAUCAUGAGGCGGUCGCUGGAGGUCCUGGUCAAGCAGGGCAAAGCCCAGCUCUUCACGGGCUCCAGCGACUCGGAUCUUGGAGUCAAGUUCUUCUAGCCGCUGCACUCUCGCUCGAUCCCAGAUGAUCCAGCUGAUCCCAGGUGGUCCCAGAUGACUUCACUGGAUCCUAGUCGAUCU